UUAAGUCCUACUCCCGCUAAGGGCGGACUUAAAAACAAUAUAUAUAUAAAAGCACAAGCACACGGGGUUUUGUUGUUUUGUUUUAGAUGUAGCAACUGCUGUAUUUCCUCAGUGGAAGUCAUCUUACAGAAAUAGUGGCUUCUUUAGGACUGAAAACCGGUUCCUGGGUUACAAUCGAAAGGCUUGGGACCAGAAGGCGGAGGUCACGGGACGGAAUUGGCGGGAGAAUAAAAUCCGAGCUCCGGAGCUGAGGCUACCACGGAUGAGAAGGACACGGGUGAGAAGGGUUGGGAUUACUCUUCUGGAGAGGAAUAGCUGAAAAGGAGGAGGGUGGCCAACAAGAAAAUGAACAGAGCACCCGGUUCCGGAGCCUUAAGCCUCAACGAGACCAAAUGACUCAGCUACAUCCCAGCAGCUGGCCCUUGUUCGCCUUUGAAUGGCGAGACCCCAAGAAUGGAAGAACCGGACAUCUUACCUGGACUGUGUUGCCUCAGGGAUUCAAAAAUUCACCCACUCUGUUUGAUGACUCGGCCAGACUUAACUGACCAACCUUGGCCCCAGGGUAAUGACCUGGUUCACUGACGGAAGCAGCUUUGUGAUCGAAGGUAAGCGCAGAGCCGGGGCAGUGGUAUUGGAUGGAAAGUCUGUCAUAUGGGCCAGCAGCCUGCCUGAAGGGACAUCAGCCCAGAAAGCAGAGCUUAUUGCCCUAACUCAGGCUUUGAGACUAGCAGAAGGCAAGUCUGUCAACAUUUAUACUGACAGCCAGUAUGCCUUUGCAACGGCUCAUGUCCAUGGGGCGAUAUACCUACAACAUGGACUACUGACUUCCGCUGGGAAGGACAUCAAAAAUAAAGAAGAAAUUCUUAGCUUGCUAGAAGCUGUUCAUUUGCCCCGCAAAUGGCGAUCAUCCAUUGUCCAGGACAUCAAAAGGGAACUGGACCAAUAGAAAGUGGAAAUCAGAUGGCAGAUCAGGUAGCUAAAGAGGCAGCACAAGGGCCACUUACUUUGGUAAUUAAAACCACACCCCAGCCAGUCGAAGAGAUCCCAGAAAAACGGAUCCUCACAAAAGAAGAGGGGCUGGAAUACUUGACUAAUAUACACUGCCUCACUCACCUGGGAACCAAAAAGAUGAUUAAACUAGUCAAUAGAUCCCCUUAGCAUAUUCCUCAACUACAGAAGGCAGUAGAGGACCUGGUAAAGAACUGUUAAGCAUGUGCACUCACCAAUGCUGGGUCCAACAAGACUCAUGGCGGAAGACGUUUGCGAGGAGACAGACCAGGGACUUUUGGGGAAGUUGACUUUACCGAAGUCCAGCCUGCCAGAUAUGGAAAUAAAUACCUUCUAGUUUUUGUAGAUACCUUCUCAGGGUGGGCUGAAGCCUUCUCCACCAAAAGAGAAAACGCUAGCAUGGUGGCCAAGAAGAUACUUGAAGAAGUUUUCCCCGUUUUGGGAUACCUAAGCUUGAUUAAAGGCGCUCGAGAUUGUGAGGAAAGAAAUCUGGGAGCAGUUGACUUGCUGGUGCCGCAUCAGUUUGAAGUGGGAGAUACGGUCCUGGUGAGAAGGCACCAAGCAGGGAACCUUGAGCCACGGUGGAAAAGACCCUCCCUAGUCUUGUUGACUACACCCACCACUAUAAAGGUAGAGGGAAUCCCCACCUGGGUUCAUGCUUCCCACAUCAAGAAGGCUCCCCCAGGGACUGAUAGAGAUGAAUGGAUUUUGGAAAGAACUGAUAAUCCUCCUAAGCUGCGCCUGCGUAGCAAGGACAACUCUAAGCAGAGACUUCAACCCUCAUACUUCGAUUCAACAAACUUGAGAAGUGCUCAAUGAGGAGGGGAAAGUUGUUUGGUCAACCACCGCAGUUCACCCGCCUUGGACUUGGUGGCCCAACCUCAUACCUGUUAUUUGUAAAUUAGCAGCGGGAUCACUUUCCUGGGAUAUCCCUGACCACAUUGACCUCCUUAACCCACCACCUGAAAAGCAGUGCGUCCCGAGUGGGAUUGGGAGCACAUAGGUGCUCGGGACAAUUCUACUGGGCCAAUCUUCGGUCCGCGGAAUUUUACGUUUGCCCUGCCCAAGGCCGAGUUAGAAACCUCCAGCAAAGGUGUGGAGGGGCAUCUGAUUUCUAUUGUGCUGCAUGGGGUUGUGAAACCACGGGAGAGAUCUAUUGGAAUCCAUCCUCUGUUUGGGACCUGAUCACAGUAAAGAGGAGUAAUGUAAGGAUUCUUGUUCUCCCAAAAGCUACCAAGAGCAAAACAUAGACAGUGCCACCGGGGUUCCAGAAGACAUCCUGAGAAGAAGCAUAUCUGUCUCUCACUUAAGGAAGCUGGUGACCUAUGGCUCCUGUGAAAAUCAGCCACGUGGUGUCAUUUUCCUCUCAGAUUUGUUUGUUUGAGAGAAGAUCUUGCCCUGUAGCCCAGGCUGGCCUUUAACUCAACUGUGUAUCCAAGGUAUCCAACUCUCAAAUCAUCCUGUUUCAGCCAUCUGGGUGCUGGAAUUAUAGGAUCCCAAAUAUCCUGUGGAGAACUUGCUGAACCCAGACAGUUCCAGGGGCCCUUGGCUCAGCUGCCCUCGGGACAAGACUAGACAGCUGAAAGUGGAGUUUCAGCUCGAGAGGGCAGUGCCCAUAAGCUAUAUUGAUGUUGAUUGAUGUGGGUCGUUCUUCCUGGCCCCUGGACAGACCUUUCGUCACCCUGCUUCCUGCCACCAUGCUAAUGUCCCUCGCUGACUCAAAGGAGGGGAAGAACCGCUCAGGGGUCCGGAUGUUUAAAGAUGAUGAUUUCCUGACUCCAGCCUCAGGAGAAUCAUGGGAUCGACUUCGACUGACCUGCUCCCAACCUUUCACGCGUCAUCAGUCCUUUGGCCUGGCCUUCCUACGAGUGCGAUCCUCUCUGGACUCUCUAGCUGACCCUGUAAUGGAUCCCUCAGGCCCUGGGAUCUCUGGCCUUAACCAGAACUCUGCUGAAGUGCUGGAGUCUGAUCCUAGCCCCUGGCUGACUAAUCCUUCUAUCCGGAGGACAUUCUUCCCAGAUCCCCAGACGAACACCAAGGAAAUUUCAGAGCUCAAGGGCAUGCUGAAGCAGUUGCAGCCGGGGCCCCUGGGGCGGGCAGCCCGCAUGGUGCUUUCUGCUGCCCGUAAGACCCCUCCAGCCAGUGUCAUAAACCCAAACCUCAGCCAUGGAGAACCAGGUCCCAGUCAUCCAGAGAGUGCAGAGCCCAGAGCAGAAGAACCAAACAGGAAGAACGGUGUGGGCGGAAGGAAGAGGCGGAAAGUGCAGGCACCAAGGAGACCAUUGUCCAGCUCAAGUUCUCAGCCAGAUAGGAGGAGGACAGGAAGGACAAGGCAAAGGCAGCACCGACCCCAGACCAACAGUGAUGACGGUGGUGUGCAGGCUACUGGACAGUGUCCCAUUUGUGCAGGUUCCUUCAGUAUUGAAACUCUUCCUCGGCAUGCUGCCACUUGUGGAGAGAGCUCCCCACCCCAGCCAGCUUCUCCUGCCUCCUUAUCUUCCUCAGAGUCCGUGCUGUGGGUGUCCUCCCCAGAGAGCUCGCCACCUUCCUGGGUCCAGUGCCCUAUUUGUGAAUUACAGUUCUCAGCAGGAGAAAUAGAAGAGCACGCCAGUGUGUGUGGGGACGUUUCUCCAGCCUGAGCAGGGCAUUCUGGUGACCUUUUAUGUUGGAGCCUGGGGAAUGGAUCUCUUGUGGCUAAGAAGGGUUGGUUCCCCUCCCUCCAGCUGUUAGCUCAGGACUCUGCCUACCUGAAAACACUUUGGACCAGCUUGUUCCCCAUUCCCGUUGUCAAGGCUUUGUCACUAUGGUACCCAAUUCUCAUAAGGAUAUUUUCCCCUUAGAUCUUCUUUGAUAGAAUUGAUGAUCUCUACGAGGCCUUAGAACACUAUCUAGAAUGUGUUUCCUAAUGCCCAUUUUCCUGAAAGAAAAACUGAGGCUCAGUCAGAGGGAAAAUACUGGUUGGAAAUUAUAAAGUCCUAUGAUAUUCUGGGAAGAUGAGUGAGUCUUGAGCAUGAAACUGACCAUGUGAGUUCCAUAUGACCUUGACCUUCUGUGUCCUUCAUGGGUAUCUGUCUCAUGUGUAAUCAGAUGACUCUGAAACUUUACACUUUCCUAUCAUGGUUGUGAAAUGAACCUUCAGUAACACAAAAGCCUCUCAUCAUCCUGCUCAUAGGGCUCUUAAAGGAACCAGAGAGAUUCCUUUAUAAGGAGUAGAGGGUUCUAGGCAUGGCUGUAAGGGUCUGAGCAAAUCUCAUUGCAACUAUUUGAGAUAGUUGGACCACAAUGUCUCCCCUGGAGCUGUGCUAGCCCAACCCUGCUUUGAAGAAUUAUGCACACUUCCCACUGUCCCAGGAGAUGUAUUCAUGUGGCACUAACACCGGUUCCCCUUAUCCCCAAGGUACAAGGCAGGAGGAGAGCAGCUGGUCCUGAUGAAGGGAGGGCGGGGGCUUUGAGUGGAAAUAAAAGAGGAUGCUAGGCACAGUCAGGGAGAGGCAGAGCUGGAGUUCAAACGUUCAGCCCCUGCACAGAGGUGGGUGCAGCCAUGGAUCCCCUUUCGGUAAGAGGCCCUUGCUUCCCUCCCCUCUCCACCCCAUUCCCCAGGGGUGCAGGACAUCCUGCCAGACAAGUAUGGGAUGCUGCUGGUGGAGAGCCCGCCAGGGAUCCAGGGCCUACAAGAAAAGAGCAAAGGGCUGGGCCUGGUAGAAGAACAGGACCAAACAGCUGCAAGGAGGGACGCUCUCUGACGUAGGAGGCAGAGUGAGAGUGUGUGGUGGAAGGGAACAUCUUAAGGUCCUGCUAGAGUCCUCAUAGAGAAAGGGUUUGGGGAAAACCCAGCUUGUCAAAGACCCUCCGUGUGGGCAUGUCUGAACUUGUCCUUAAGAGAGGUGAACAGCUAGAUGAAGUCAGCAAGCCUGGAACUGGAUUCUCGCCUGAUGCUGUGCUUGUAUAGAGGUUAGGUGCCUAGUGCGGCCCCGACCACCUACUUUAAUCACCUCUUCAGGGAACUAACACUGGGCCCUAAAAAUGGAAGUGAGCUGAGUAAACACUCCCUACACUAGCUUUUCCUAUGUGAGUCUGUGUAAUAAAAUGGUGAACCAGA
Apodemus sylvaticus (European woodmouse) is the source of this 5107-nucleotide messenger RNA. RefSeq names its product XRCC1 N-terminal domain containing 1, N-terminal like (gene Xndc1n). Gene Ontology annotation, cellular component: nucleus. Gene Ontology annotation, molecular function: damaged DNA binding. The transcript has 13 exons. Gene Ontology annotation, biological process: base-excision repair; single strand break repair. Bases 2637 to 3647 code for a protein of 336 amino acids. The record is from RefSeq and is a predicted model, not a curated record. NCBI's taxonomy places the organism in Eukaryota, Metazoa, Chordata, Mammalia, Rodentia, Muridae.